AUGUCUGUAACAGAACUGCAAGAACGUUUGACCUUGUGUCGGAAGAAAGCGGAACGUCAAUUGGAAGCUCGACGGGAUCGGAUAAUCAGUGAACGUGAGAAAAAGAAUGCCAUGAUUCAUGAAGCGCUCGAACGGAUUGGGCUACACCGCAAUGUAAACACCUAUGUGUCAGCGAACACGAAGUACGUUGCACAACGUCCCCCAAGGGAAACCGAUGCAUCAGCAUAUUCGAUUUUGAUAGAAAACAAUGUAAAUCUAAAUAAUCCGUUCAUUCAUAUUGAGAUGAUACUGUCUCGUUAA
Messenger RNA from Echinostoma caproni, 300 nucleotides. The record is from the annotation of a GenBank genome assembly. NCBI's taxonomy places the organism in Eukaryota, Metazoa, Platyhelminthes, Trematoda, Plagiorchiida, Echinostomatidae.